AUGGAGGGCACCUCUCCCACCGCUGUUUCCUAUAUGGUAGAUCUCUAUGCCUUUUGGGUUGGAUCAUAUUAUGGCGGCAUCUACUGCGCGAAGAGGAGCUCCAAGGAUGGCAAAUGGGGAAGCGUUUACGCCCUCCAUGACUUUGUCUCUGGCAGCGCUGUUGCCGAGGGAACCUCGCCAUGUGCCGCCGUCUACCGAGAUAAACUUUAUCUCUUUUAUAACGGGCGUGGAAGAGAUGGCACCUUUUACGCCCAGUGCACCAGGAGUGGCUGGGAGCCGAGGGUGACCGCUCUCAUUGACCACGUCCCGAGCAAGCAAAUGGGCUUUGAUGAAAAUACUUCCCCAGCCGCCGCCGUCCACAACGGCAAACUUCAUGUAUUCUGGUGCGGUUCCGGCAGAGACGGGAUAUACUGGUUUACGCUCCAGGAAAAUACCUGGAAUUAUCAGUCACCCAUCAGUGGCCGUGUAUCGGUUGCCCUCAAUUCGUCGCCCUUUGCUUGCACCUGGGGCAAGAACCUCUGUCUCUUCUAUAACGGCAGCGGUAAGGACGGCACCUACUACUUCACCUAUGAUGGUAGCCAAUCCGAACCCUGGAAUGACCCGAUUUCAGUUCCGGCCAAGAUGACUGGAGGGAUGGCCACAGCCGACGGCACCAGCCCCAGCUUCGUCUCCACGGACUACGGAAGGCCCAGACUCUUCUGGGUAGGAUCAGGAGGACACAUGCAUGGCCUCUGGUCUUCAGAAGCAUUUGGAGAUGGCUGGGAGCGACAGGACAACUUUGCAAACGAGGUUGGUAGGAACGAUUUAGGUGAGAAAACGAGCCCUGCUGCAACUACGCUUGAUGUUUUCGAUACCGAGCAAAAGGUGGUGGAAAGGAUCCCGUUCGUAUUUUGGGCGGCAAAUAGCAGACGGAAUGGAUCUGCGCUCAUCUUGCCCAUUUAUUUCGCUACUACUUGA
Molecule: messenger RNA, 957 nt
Organism: Clonostachys rhizophaga
Lineage: Eukaryota; Fungi; Ascomycota; Sordariomycetes; Hypocreales; Bionectriaceae
Source: the annotation of a GenBank genome assembly